Messenger RNA from Culex quinquefasciatus (southern house mosquito), 3216 nucleotides. RefSeq names its product lysosomal-associated transmembrane protein 4B. Gene Ontology annotation, cellular component: lysosomal membrane. The transcript is spliced from 7 exons. Lineage: Eukaryota; Metazoa; Arthropoda; Insecta; Diptera; Culicidae. Bases 178 to 1230 code for a protein of 350 amino acids. The record is from RefSeq and is a predicted model, not a curated record.
GUUAAACGUGUGCCACACACAAUUCCUUUGUGAGUCAUUUCGCAUUUUCGUGUAUAAAAUUGCAUUUUGUCGUGCAAAAACGUAAUUUGAAGAGAAAAUGUUUUUCUAAAGGAAAAUUUUCAACAAUUAUUCGUGUCACAACUGAUUAAACCGAAAAUCAGUAAUUGAAAGAAAGACAUGCUCAGAAUCAGACCUAAACUGGGUUCUACGAUGGGAAGCAAAGAGUGGACAUGCUGCUUCGGAUUGCACGUCCGGACAACAACGAUCAUCAUUGGUGUCUGGCAUUUGAUUCUCAAUGUACUGGCGUUGGGAAUAUUAUCGAUCAUCAUACGAACAAACAACUUUCACCUCCUGCUGGACGACUACAAGAGCGACGAGGAUGAUGAAAACGAUAUUGCUCCGAUCUUACCAACUCCGCUCAGCAAGGUUGAUCCUCCGUACGCCUAUCGCGAUCAUUUCCAGCAAGCUGGUUUGCACAGCAAUGACGUCGACAUGAGUGGGCUGGUUUUCCUCUGCAUGAUUGCUGUAACGCUUAUGUUGAUUUACGGCGCCGUUAAGGGCAAACCGUCACAUUUGCUGCCGUUUUUUUGUUUGCAAAUCUUCGAUUUUGCCAUCGCUACUCUCACUGCGGCUGGACAUCUGUGCUAUAUACGGUCCAUGCAUCUUUGGAUAACGGAAUCUCAAAAUCGCCUACCCUGGCGCGAAGAACUGAUCAAACUGAAUCCCCAAACACUAUCUGUUCUUGUGUUGAUUGGUUUCAUUCUGUUUAUAUUCCUGAAGGCUUACGCCAUUGGUGUGGUCUGGCGUUGCUACAAAUUCCUAACAUUCAGACAGCACAAUCUUCGUUCGACACUGCCAUACACCAUUCCAGUUACAGUGGAUGCAACUAAUGUUUUGCAGGAGCGCGAUAACAAUUUACUUCUACCAGACUACGAGGAAGCCAUCACGCAAAGUUUGAAACAGGCUCCUCCUCCGUCGUACGUUGUGGCCAUGGCUAUGAGUAAUAAACCGGUUGCCGACGCCGGACCAGCUGAGACAACCCCGUCGGAAUCAUUGGACGCCAACCAGGAGGACACUAUUAGCAACGCCGAUCCGCCGCCGUACAAUGCAAUCGAGAACGAUGCAGAAUCUGGGGAUGAGAAUCACGUGUCAGUACUCACUAUUGAUCCUGCUGCUGCUACUGAAGUUCCAGCCCAAUCGCCCAACAAAAAUACAGGCGAUACCCUGUAAAAAGAGUUAUGCACAAAAAAGUUAUGGUAAAAUUGAUUGGUUUUUCAAGAUGUAAUAACAUUCCUUUUCUGACAAAAGAAAAAAGGUUCAUCAUUUUGCACUGUUUCGAAGCACUUCUGAAACUGUUUAAAAUUCAGAACCUUGAAGGCACACAAAAAAUGGGAAAUUAAGAAAACAUUGCACUUCAAUCGAUCUGCUGUGGUUGUGCUACACACAGUAUGUAAGGAUGAAAGCGAUGAAAAAUAAUCGUUUUGCUUUGUUUUCUAAAAAUGUCUUCUAAAUUAUUCUGAACUCUUUUAUUAGAACUUAAUUUUUUUUUAUCUUCCUUUAUAUCGUUUCAGUUACUUUCGGAAUAGUUCAAUACAAAAUUCAUUAAUCAUACCCAUUUUACUUUAAUUGAAUUUUAAUCUGCUUAAACUAUAUUUUUUGAUAAAUAACAGAAUUUUUCCUCAAAAGGAGAGAGCUCGACGUAGGAAUUCGACACAAAUGUCUCAUUACCUACUCAAAGUUUUCUAAUAAAAAGUGCAAGUUAGAACACAAUUAAUGUCAUGUAAAAUUAACGAAAAAAAAAAACAGAAAAUAGUGUGAAAUCCAUUUUAGAGGUUUUAGUUCAAUCAACAAUAAGUUUGAAUAAAUAUAUAAUAACCGUUAGAACAAACCUUUUAUUGGAAAUUUUUCUCAAAGAAUGUAAAGUCGCACUGUUCUAACAAGCAUUAAAAAGACUCACUUUUUUAUCGGUUUUGGAGAUGGUCCUUUCCUUUCUGACUCACACAUUUCCCCAAAAAAUAUAGUAUGCACGAAAAAGAGUUAUUUGACCUAGAAUAAAUAUAAUGUAGCCGGACAUCACAUCGGAUUAGUAAGCUAAAAAUAAGGUUUGUACAAGAAAUUGUGUAGUAUACUUUUAUGAUUACCAAACAAAAAUUCUAUCAUCUGAGGAAAAGUAUAACGUAUAGCUUCUUUUCAAAAUCAUCGUAUAACAUUUUCAACUCCUUCAACAACUUUCACAACAGGAAAUGCAGCAUCAGCUUGACUAUUACAAGGCUCAAGCCGCUCUUCUGGGGGCCAAACCAAACUCGGAUACGCACCUUAUUCCGCUGGAAAGUCAACCAAAAUAUGAAGACUUCCUGCCAAGUCCAGAUUUUAUGAUGACGGACGACAGCAGUUUCACAACCCAGCAGAAUGAUAGCAAAUUUUCCGACAGUGCCAUUUUUGGCAAUAACGUGUACAGCUUUGACCAGAAACAACCGGAUGAAUCCAGCGAAUCGAGCAUACCCUGUAAGGAUUCGAUAUUUUCAUUCAACCAUGCGUCGUACAAUGAAGAUCAAUAGAUUUUGGCGUAAGGGAGCGUUCUUUUAUUACGUAACGCAAAAUUUUGGAUUUUUGGACCCCCUCCCCCACUUCGUAAAGAAACGUAACAGAUGGGCUAUCCCCCGGUUCCCCUUGUAACGCGUAACACAAGGUCUUUUUGCAAAUUUUUAUGAGUGCUUAUAUGAAAAUUUUGCGUUACGUAACAUAGUUUUUCCUCACACCUCCCCUCCCCCAAUUUUCGUAACAAACGCCGACACCCCCUCCCCCCACUAACUGCGUUACGUAAUAAAAGAUUGAUUGAUUGAUUGAACGCUCUCUAACGCCUCAACCAGUAAUUAAAGAUGAGAUUAUUUUGAAAACAGAUUUAUUUUAUUUAGUCAGUUUCAUACGUGCUAAGAGUCCACAUUUGAAGAUUUUUUUUUUCUAUGGUUUAAUCAAUGGAGCAUUUCCAUUCGAGCAGUUUUUUUUUUCUUUUUUCUACAAUGUAUUAUUUAUGAGAGAACUGUCAUUUCUACCACUCGAAUCGGUUGCUUCAUUGCAUAUGAUGGAGAAAAAUUAUAAAUAUUUGUUUUUUAUUUCAAAUAGAAAUACAAAAGGACAUUAAUGAUAAAAAUAUAUAUUUAGUGGUUGUAUUUAAAAUGUUUUGUUGUGGUUUUACAAAAAGAGAUUUUUCCGAAA